Messenger RNA from Helobdella robusta, 1362 nucleotides. RefSeq lists its product as hypothetical. The transcript has 6 exons. The coding region runs from base 190 to 1170 and encodes 326 amino acids. Lineage: Eukaryota; Metazoa; Annelida; Clitellata; Rhynchobdellida; Glossiphoniidae. The record is from RefSeq and is a predicted model, not a curated record. Gene Ontology annotation, molecular function: deoxyhypusine monooxygenase activity. Gene Ontology annotation, biological process: peptidyl-hypusine biosynthetic process.
UUUGAUUGAUAAAUUGAUUGAUUGAUUGAUUGAUUGAUUGAUUGAUUUACAAUAUACUGAUCUACUGAUCAAUAAAUUGGAUGAUUGCUCAAUGAAUAGAUACUUACAUUAAUACUUACGUAGUCUGUCCAACAAUAAAUUUCAAUUUUAUCUACUCUGAAAAUUUAAAAAAUAAAGCGAUAAAGAAGCAUGGCUCCAGAUAUAACCAUCAAUCAGCUCACAAACAUCUGCAAAACUCUUGAAGACCGAUUGAAACCUCUGCCGGAAAGGUUCAGAGCACUUUUUACUCUGCGAAAUCUCGGCGGGAAGGCGGCCAUUGAUAGCAUAUCUAGGUGCUUUUCUGAUCCCUCGGUUCUGCUGAAACACGAGUUGGCCUAUUGUUUGGGGCAGAUGCAGGAUAAGUAUGCUAUUCCUACUUUGAUAAACGUUCUGGAAGAUGGCAGUCAAGAAGUUAUUGUGAGGCAUGAAGCAGGAGAAGCUCUGGGAGCUAUUGGUUCUUCAGAAGUUUUGAAUGUUCUGGAAAAACACAGAGAAUCACCAAUCAGAGAGAUAUCAGAAACUUGCCAAUUAGCGAUAGCUCGAUUGAAUUGGUUGAAAAAUAGAACACCAGAAAACCCUCAAACACAAGAAGAGAGCACAGAAACCACAACGAACCCUUCAAACGUCGUCUACAUGUCAGUCGACCCUGCACCUCCGGCAGUCAUCAGGGAUGUCCAACAACUGAAAUGCCUACUUUUAGAUGAGAAGCAGUCACUAUUUGAUAGGUACAGAGCCAUGUUUGCAUUGAGAAACCAGGGAGGACCAGAAGCUGUCAAGGCCCUGGCUCAAGCUCUAAACUGCGAUGGAGCCCUGUUCAGACAUGAAAUUGCGUACGUUCUUGGUCAGAUGCAGGAUGCCGAUGCAACAGAAGGGCUACUGAAUCGACUGCAAGAUCAAAACGAAAGUGCCAUGGUGAGGCACGAGUGUGCUGAGGCCCUGGGUUCCAUAGCCACUGACAAGUGCGAGAAUGUUCUGAAGAACUAUCUGAAUGAUGAGGAGGAGGUGGUCUCACAGAGUUGUGAGGUAGCCUUAGAUAUGGCCAACUACGAAAGAUCCGCCAGUCAGUUUGAGUAUGCUGACGGCCUGACGAAGCAGAGAUUGGAGAGACAAGUUGCUGAGAAAUAUGUUUGAAUGUUCAUUCCUCGUUUUAUUUAUAUUUUAGGGUCGUUGUUUGUUUGUUUGUUUGUUUGUUUGUUUGUUUGUUUCUCUCUGCGUAGAUCAGUUCAUUUUUGUUGUUGUGAUGGUGGUUUGAAAUAUUUAUUUUACACUUGUUGAAAGAAAGAUGAAUUUUCAAAUGUUUUAAUAAAAUGUGGCAAAAACUUU